Messenger RNA from Lodderomyces jiufengensis, 1335 nucleotides. RefSeq lists its product as uncharacterized. The record is from RefSeq and is a predicted model, not a curated record. Gene Ontology annotation, biological process: mRNA splicing, via spliceosome. The coding region runs from base 1 to 1335 and encodes 444 amino acids. Lineage: Eukaryota; Fungi; Ascomycota; Pichiomycetes; Serinales; Debaryomycetaceae. Gene Ontology annotation, cellular component: catalytic step 2 spliceosome. The transcript has a single exon. Gene Ontology annotation, molecular function: protein binding; mRNA binding.
AUGUCUUUAGUACAAGGCUAUACUUCAUCUGAAGAAGAACCAGAAGAAAACAAUCAAUUGAAAAAUGAUACAGUAGCAGAACCACCAACAAAGAAGCAAAAAAUUGUACAAUAUGAUUCCAACAAUUUUGAAGAACAAUAUAAACUUCAAGAACAACAAAGACUUAAAGAAGCCAGAGCUUUAGCAAAAGAGUUGAAAAAGAAACGUAAAAAUAAAGGAGGUACUCCAUGGGCAUCAAUUUCAUCAGACGAAGAACGAGUAUUUGAACAAAAUAAACCAACAAUUGAACCAGAACAAUCAGAUCAAGAAGAAGAUAUUUUUAAACCCACAUCAAAAUUCGUUGGAGCUCAAGAAUUAGAUUAUCAAGGUAGAUCAUAUAUGCAUAUUUCAAAUGAACUAAAGAAAGUGGAACCUCAAGAUUGUUUUGUACCGAAGCAAAUAAUUCAUACAUUCAAUAAAGCACAUCCAAAAGGUGUUAAUAAAUUAGAAUUUUUUCCCAAAUUUGGUCAUUUAUUACUUUCAUGUGGUAACGAUGGAUCAAUUAAAUUAUGGUCUGUACAUAAAACUUUUGAAUUACUAAGGAUUUUCAAUGGUCAUAAACUUGCUGUAAAAGAUGUAAGUUUUAGUCCUAAUGGUGAUAAAUUUUUAAGUUGUGGCUAUGAUAAAGUAAUCAGAUUGUGGAAAACAGAAAAUGGAGAAGUUUUAAGAUCAAUAAAUACUUCAGCUGUACCCAAUGUUAUACGGUUUAAUCCACAAAAUGAAUCAGAAUUUAUAGUAGGUUUAUCAAAUCAUAAAAUUGAACAUUAUGAUUUAAAUGCUAUACAUAAUCCUAUUCAAGUGUAUGAUCAUCAUUUAGGUUCAAUCAACGAUUUACUUACUUUAGAUGAAGGUUUUGCUUCUACUUCAGAUGAUAAAUCAGUAAGAGUAUGGAAAUGGCAAAUAAAUAUCCCAACAAAAGUCAUUUCUGAUCCAUCACAAUUUUCAACUCCAUCAAUUAAAAAACACCCAAAUUCAAAUUAUAUUGCAUUACAAAGUAUGGAUAAUACAAUCAAAGUUGUUCAUUCAACUGGGAAAUAUAAAUGGAAUAAAAAUAAAAUAUAUAAAGGACAUCAAUGUGCUGGAUAUGGUAUAGAAAUUGAAAUAUCUCAUGAUGGUAAAACUAUCAUGAGUGGUGAUGCAAAAGGUUUUACUUUUUUUUGGGAUUGGCAAAGUAAAAAACUUGUUAAAAAACUAAAGUUAAACAAUUCUUUAAUUAAAUGUAUUAAAUUUCAUCCUUUAGAAAGUAGUAAAGUUGCAAUAGCUGGUGCUUCAGGUGAUAUUUAUAUAUGUGAUUAA